Mangifera indica (mango) is the source of this 911-nucleotide messenger RNA. RefSeq lists its product as uncharacterized. The record is from RefSeq and is a predicted model, not a curated record. Gene Ontology annotation, molecular function: hydrolase activity. The transcript is spliced from 2 exons. Bases 141 to 818 code for a protein of 225 amino acids. Lineage: Eukaryota; Viridiplantae; Streptophyta; Magnoliopsida; Sapindales; Anacardiaceae.
ACCAACAAAAACUACUGAAGUUUCAAUUCAAUUCAUGACCCUUGUCUUUCUCAAUUCUUCUUCUCCAAAACUUUUUCUCCCAUCAAGUUCCCAUUUGAUCCCUCUCCCUCAUCAAGUUCCCCUUUUUAUGUCAGUACCCCAUGUCAAACUUCAAACUUGAGUCCUGUACAGUCGAAACAUCAGAUGGGGUGAAGCUCCACGCAAGAGUGUUCAAACCCAGAGAAGAAAAGGACUCAAAAGAUGACAACUUGGUGAUUGUUUUGGUACACCCGUACUCAGUCUUGGGCGGCUGCCAAGGCCUCCUGAAAGGCAUAGCUUCAGGGCUGGCUGUCAAGGGUUACAGGGCUGUAACUUUUGACAUGAGAGGUGUCGGGAAGUCCACAGGAAGAGCUUCUCUUACUGGCUUUGCUGAAGUUAAGGAUGUAGUUGCUGUCUGCAAAUGGGUCUGUGAGAAUCUCUCCACUGAUAGGAUCUUGUUGGUGGGUUCUUCCGCAGGUGCUCCAAUUGCAGGUUCUGCAGUUAAUGAGAUUCCGCAAGUUGUGGGCUAUGUAAGUUUGGGGUACCCUUUUGGUAUGCUAGCUUCAAUCCUAUUUGGGCGACACCAUAAAAAUAUCCUUGAAACUCCAAAGCCGAAACUAUUUGUUAUGGGAACUCGGGAUGGGUUUACCAGUGUAAAACAGCUGAAGAACAAGCUGUCUUCUGCAGAGGGGCGGGUUGAAACUCAUCUUAUCGAAGGAGUAAGCCACUUCCACAUGGAAGGGCCUGAAUAUGAUGCCCAGAUGGUGACUCUUAUCCUUGAAUUCAUUGCAUCCCUGUAGUACUAUAAACAACUUAUUGGAGAAGUGCUUGUGCAGAAUUGCUUUUCCUAAAAUUACUUUUCCAUAUAAAUGAACUUAUGUCCAUUCUGUGUA